AUGAAGAAUACUUAUAGCAAGGACUAUUACAAGGCUAAAAUAAAUUUAGUUAUCCAAUGUAAAGUAUUCAUCAGUGAUUUAAACUCUGAGGGGUCAGAAGGCUCAUUUAUUGAUAUAUUCUCAUUUAUGGAAAAACAUUCGAAAUUAAAGGAUUUGAAAUUAAUUUUUGAUUUGUCAUUAAUUCACAGCGUUGAACUAGAUAAAGCGAUUAUUGAGAAAUUUUAUGAAGAACAUUCGGAUAAUAAAGAAAAGGUGAGAGGAUACAAGUAUGCCGUUGUAGAGGGUGCUGGUCCAAUUGGAUUAUACACUGCUUUUAAACUUUUUAUUGAAGGAAUUAAUGUUACACUUGUAAAUGAUCGUUCUGAAGAGUAUACACGUGAACAAUUUAUCCUUCUUGACCGCAAAUGGAUAUAUCAAUUAAAUUUAAUUUUGGGUACACAAUUUGACCAACUCUUUAACGAUGAAAAUUCUAUGGCAAAAUUGCUUCCUAACCAUGUCGGGAUAGUUAUUAUGAAAAAUUUUGAAACUGCUUUAAUGAACCGUUUGAAGUGCCUAGCUUUAUAUGUUGAUGAAAGAGAGGAAAAUGAAGAAGGAGAAAAGUCUUUCGUAAAAUUAUUAUAUGAAACAGAAGUUUUUGACAUAAAUUUGCAUUACGAAAAACCCUUAGCAAUUUUUGGAACGCCUAUCAGGCAAGACAAACCAUUUGGAAAAAAAUAUUACAAAAAACUUGUAAAUAACAUUAUGAAUGAAUACGGCACAGAUCCUGACGGAGCACGUAGAACAAUUAUUAAAAGCAAACAACAAUAUUUAGAAAAUAUAUUUGGUGAAAAUACAAUUCCAUAUAUUAGUAAUGAAGGCAAUAUAGAUUAUAUUAAUGCUAAAAAGCUAGCUAAACUUCAGAUUAACGGAAAAGCCUUUGACAUACAGAAUACUAUCAAUGGACUGCCAUUGAAUACGUAUUUUGGAAGUAAUUUUUUAGGGAUUCCUUUUGAUUUGCUUUUUUGUGCUGGUGGAGCAAAUGACCGAAUAAGAGAUGACUUUAUAGGUAAAUAA
Meloidogyne enterolobii is the source of this 1053-nucleotide messenger RNA. NCBI's taxonomy places the organism in Eukaryota, Metazoa, Nematoda, Chromadorea, Rhabditida, Meloidogynidae. The record is from the annotation of a GenBank genome assembly.